This is a messenger RNA of Pseudopipra pipra, 3239 nucleotides long. RefSeq names its product SSX family member 2 interacting protein (gene SSX2IP). Bases 1418 to 3166 code for a protein of 582 amino acids. The record is from RefSeq and is a predicted model, not a curated record. Lineage: Eukaryota; Metazoa; Chordata; Aves; Passeriformes; Pipridae. Gene Ontology annotation, biological process: intraciliary transport involved in cilium assembly. Gene Ontology annotation, cellular component: centriolar satellite; ciliary basal body. The transcript is spliced from 14 exons.
AAAAGAAGCAAUGAAUAUUUGUUUUCUGUAUGUUGGUCCUGUUUCUCUAGCUGUUUCCUCUUCUACCUGAAAAGUCAUAGCUUAUUAGUUUCCUGGAUGAAAGCAUUGGUUGACCUUGGUGCACUGUAUUCAGGUCCAUUCUGCCUUUUUUUACAGGGAAGGUUGUACCUGUGUGAUAUUUUAGGCUGGAGAAGCUUAGUGUUCAUACAGAGGCAUAAUGAUGGUCUCCUUCUGUCCUCUGGUCUCGUGUACUGUUAACUGCCUGUGAGCUGUUAUUUCCAGAGGACUAAUCAUAGUGACCCUGGGAUCUCUUCCCGCAUGAUAAUGCCUAAUUAGAGGCUGUUGGUUUAAGUACAUAGCAGAGUUGUCUUUUUCGUUGUUUAGUUUGCAUUUGUGAACAAGGAAUUUCAGCUGCUGAUUUUUAUCACACAUUUAUUUACAGAACUGCAGAACAACCUUCUGCAGUUUGUCAUUCAGUCUGGGUGUUUAAUUUUGUGAAUAGCUCUGUACAGUGCAUGAAUACACCACCUGUUCAUCCCCUUUUUAAAUUUAUUGAACAACAGAGAUACCUGCACAGACCACUUUGGGAUUCUAAUUUUUGUCUCUUUUGGACUUUCAUACACUCUUCUCAUCCUUCUUUACCUUAUUCCUGCAUUUUGCGCUUCCUCAUUUAUAAUCAGUCAUUAAUAAAUCCUCUGACAUCUUAGUUUAAGAGCCUUUGGAGGGAACAUUGUGAAAAGGCUCUUGAAAAUCCAAUUAUACUGUCUUGCCCAGGUGUGUUGGAUUAUUCCUUCUUCCAGAGCACUGUGGCAGACUUGUUAGUGUACCUUCCUUCCACAGAAUGAAUGCUGACAUUUCACCAGUCCUGUUUGCAGUUGCCAAGUUUGUUCUGUGACCCAUUUUGAUUAACAGAAACCUAGAAUUUGCAUGAGAAUUAUUCUCUUAAUUCCCUGGUAAUCUUUAGAGAAACUAGUUAGUUACCUUCUUGCAUUCCAUGCCCGAUUUAACUUGCAGGUUAUAUGCUACUGAAAUUUGUGUGUUUCAUAAUUUCUGAUGUCUGGAAUACUAGUUCUGGCUCUGCCCAGUAAAUAUCUCACCAACUUUCGGAACUAGUAAGGUGGUGGUUUGUUUUGUUCUGGUAUUUUGUUUGUUUGAUUUUUUUUCUCUCUUUCCUUUAAGAAGUUGUCUGCUUUGCAGAGACAGAUGAGCUAUAGAGUUUGGCUAAAGUUGAUGAGGAGGACAUGCCGAAGAUGGUUUCUGAGGUUUCCCUCUUGUCUGUGGCAUGGAGAGAUGUGGUAACAGAAUGUUCUGCUCCAGCUAUGUGUAGAGAUGCCUACGUAACACACGUUGCCAGCAAUUGUACAAAAUACUUCACCACUGAACCAGUUGCUCAGGUACCCUGCCUGUCUUUGUUGCUAUGGGAGAUUGGAAGACUAUUACUGUGCCAGUGCUGUCAUCAGAUAGCAAAAAUAUAUUUCAAUAUACCUCAGAAAGAAAGAGAUCUCCUACAAGCAUGAACUCACAAGUGCUACGCUUGCCACUGCCUUCAUCCAAAAACAUGCACAGCUUUUUCAGUGCCUUCUGCACAGAAGAGAAUAUUGAACAGAGUAUAUCCUAUAUUGAUAGGGAAUUGACAACAUUGGGCUUUCCUUCUAUUUAUGCGGAAUCCAAAGGAAAAGAGUUGAAUUUAAUAUCUAUCAUAAAUUGUAUAAAUGAAUUGCUUGCACUCCAGCACAAGAACCUUCGAGCUCAGGAAGAAGUAGAAAUGCAGCAUCUGAAACUGGGAAGUGAUAUGGAUCACUUACAGAACUGCUAUGCUAAAUUAAAGGAACAGUUGGAAUUAUCUAAAAGGGAAAUAGUUGGGCUUCAGGAAAGAGACAGACAACUGCAAAGCAAGAACAGAAAUUUGCACCAGUUACUUAAAAAUGAAAAGGACGAAGUUCAGAAGUUACAGAACAUAAUUUCAAGUAGAGCUACACAGUACAAUCAUGAUAUGAAGAGGAAAGAGAGAGAAUUUAACAAAUUAAAGGACCGCUUACGUCAAUUAGUCAUGAACAAAAAGGACAAAAAGAUAGCUAUGGAAGUUCUAAAUUAUGUUGGUAGAGCUGAUGGGAAGAGAGGUGCAUGGAGGACUGAUAAGACAGAAGCCAGAAAUGAAGAAGAAAUGUACAAAGUUCUGUUAAGUGACUAUGAACAACGCCAAAAACAGCUUUUAGUGGAAAAUGCUGAGCUGAAGAAAGUUCUUCAGCAAAUGAAGAAAGAGAUUAUUUCACUUCUCCCACCACAGAAACAGAAACCUAAGGAAAGGUCUGAAGAUGGGCUGGUGCUGUCAGACCUGGAGGAAGAUAUUGGAGAGUUAAAUAAAGAGAACAUGUGGGAAUUAUCUUGUGAAACUGUGCGAGAGCAGCUUACAAACAGCAUUAGAAAACAAUGGAGAAUGUUGAAAAAUCACGUUGAAAAGCUGGAUAACCAAGUGUCACGUGGACAUUCAGGAGCCUGGAAUGAAAAAGAUGUCAUUUCAAGAGAAGACCAUGAGCUGGAAACUGAAAAGCUAGAGUUAGAGAUUCAGCAAUGUAAAGAAAUGAUCAAAACUCAGCAACAGCUCUUGCAGCAACAGCUUACAUGUGAUGAUGAGACCACUCUGUUACUACAAGACUGCUACUUGUUGGAAGAAAGAGAACGUCUUCAGGAAGAAUGGAGACUAUUUCAAGAACAAAAAAAGAAUUUUGAGAAGGAACGAAGAAGUUUUACAGAAGCUGCUAUUAGAUUAGGACUUGAGAGAAAGGCAUUUGAAGAAGAUAGAGGAAUGUGGCUGAAGCAACAGUUCUUAAGUAUGACUGCUGAUUGCAAGCACUCUGAAAAUGUGACAACUCCAAGUGCCUUCUUAAGAAGUUCUGACCAAGACAAUUGGUUAGUGAAAUCUACAUCUCAGCAAAGGAAACCUCCCUCUGUGUUGAAUGGUUCUAUUUCAGCAGAACCUUGCCAGACAUCUCAGUAUAUUACACAUAACAGCGUUGAAUCAAAAAAAAUUGCUGGAGAUAGCAUGCCAAAUCUGUGGGUGGAAAGUGAUGACAAAGAAGAAACUGGAGAAUGCACCAAGUCAUGGGAAGACUCUGGAGUUGGCACUCUGCUCUGUAGAAACUUGCACAUGGAACAACUGCCUUAGACUUCCGAGGGUUGCCUGCUGGGGUUUUUGUUAGACGUUUGUUCAUAAACUUAUCGUUCUAAAUGAAACAGAA